This is a messenger RNA of Hypoxylon trugodes, 1201 nucleotides long. Its product is annotated as thioesterase-like superfamily-domain-containing protein. The transcript is spliced from 2 exons. The record is from RefSeq and is a predicted model, not a curated record. Bases 162 to 1082 code for a protein of 306 amino acids. NCBI's taxonomy places the organism in Eukaryota, Fungi, Ascomycota, Sordariomycetes, Xylariales, Hypoxylaceae.
GCGCCGACGCCAAUACGGUGUGUUUUGAGCGUGGUUUUAGGAUUGAAGUCACUUACAUAUAUUCACCGUACACCCAUUGGCAUAAAUGUGUUAGUUCCUGCGCUGUGAUUCUUCUUUCUUCCAACUCAUGCGAUGAACCACGUUUGUGCUCCUCGUUCGAAAUGGUGGCAUCAUUUGUAGAAGCCACAGGUGUUACAGCUGUGGACUCGCAUACUUACGCUGCCAAAUUUGACACAGAGUGGUGUGUAGGAUCGGUCCCACAUGGUGGCGUUGUGACUUCUGUCUUCCUCCGCGUUGCCGCUACUCACUUUUGUACUACACUCGCAGCACAAAACCAGCCACAUACAAUUUCCUUACAUGUCGAAUUUUUACGGCGAACUCAGGAAGGGCCUGCAAAACUAGUCGUUCGCGAUGUCAAACUCGGUCGACAGACAUCGACUAUCCACAUCACGUUGUCGCAGGACGGCCGCGAAGAGGUAGUAGGUUACCUUACGCAGUCAAAUAUGAAUACCGAGGCCGGCGUUUCUCUGAGGACCUUAUGGUAUUUGCAUCCACCAUCGCGUCCACCACCUCUCGACUUUCCUAAACUCUUCGUCGGUGGCGAGGACCCUCACUGGAUCGAGCAGACGAAUAGACCAUCCCCCAAGUUUCGCAAGGUUUCUAAUCGCGUUCGCACGUUUCUGCCACGCGAGGGUCAAGUAGCGCUAGGCCUAGUCGACGAAUGGUUACGUCUCGAGUCGGGAGAGAGAUUUACGAAUGAGAGUAUAGGUUUCGUAUCCGAUCAUUUCGCCUCGGUCAUCGAAGGUUUAUGGCGUAACGAGAGGAGCGACACCCGUCUACCACCCUUUUGGUAUCCAACCGUGGCCCUCAAUCUAGAUAUUAAAAAGAUCCUACCGCCCGAGGGUGUCGAAUGGUUAUUUGUACGGGUACGGACAAAGUGCAUCAAGGGUGGGAGAAUGGAUCUCGAGGUAGUUAUUCUGGAUCAGAUGGGGGAGAUCGUCGCUCUCAGCCAUCAUGUUGUAUUGGUUGUUGGUACAGAAAGGAACCUGGCGGCGCGCAGAAAUGGCCAAACAAAGAUAUGAAGCGGUUAACACAACAUUCAUCUAAAAUAGAUAUAAUGCACCUAGAUAAAUUUGCGAUAUUCUUUUUAUACUAUGUUUAUUUGGAUAUUAUUCGGUAUGUCACCUCCCUAGAUUAAGAC